This is a messenger RNA of Daphnia pulex (common water flea), 4717 nucleotides long. RefSeq names its product jouberin-like. Gene Ontology annotation, molecular function: protein binding. NCBI's taxonomy places the organism in Eukaryota, Metazoa, Arthropoda, Branchiopoda, Diplostraca, Daphniidae. The record is from RefSeq and is a predicted model, not a curated record. The coding region runs from base 646 to 3114 and encodes 822 amino acids. Gene Ontology annotation, biological process: motile cilium assembly. Gene Ontology annotation, cellular component: ciliary basal body. The transcript has 9 exons.
GCCGUCCAGAAUUGCGUCGUCGCCGUACGAUUCUUCGAUGAUAGUUGUUCCGGAAUUCUUCUCGUGUUCUGCGAUCGACCAAAAAUGAAAAUUUUCACAAACGUCUUUCAGCGUGCCUUCAAACAAACUCAUAUUUGCCUUUGUUUUGACGCGCUGCAUUUCAUAAUGUCCCAAGUUGCCACAAGUAACUUGAUAAAUGAUGAUCGCGACUGUGAACUGUCAGCUUGGCACUCCUUGCAACAAAAAGAAAGAAUCGCACAAAACCGUCGAUCGCACGAAAACCGGAUUGGCAACAUUUCGGACAACCCUUCAGUAGAGGGAUUUUUGAGUUUGAAAGAACGUUUGUCUAGGAUCGGCGCUGGAAAAUGUCACCUUCGUUCUACGUUGUGUUUCCGGCACCACCAACAAUUAACACAUUUUUUACGUAAUUAAUAUGUUUAAACGUUCAUUUAAUAUAGAAUUUUGUUUCCUUUUUUUGAGUUGCAAUACAUAAUUGCUUUGCUUCCAAGAGAAAGUUAUCAUACAGCUAUAGGGAUUUCCGGUUGUUGUCAUGGUCCAUUUGGCGUUGCCAUAGCAACGCGCAAUAACAUCAUAACAAACCUGCGGUAGUCAGUGUUUGAUUCAGUGAUUCGUUACUUUAGCAAGAUGAAGCCUGAAGACAGAUUGCAAAUUUUACCCUCCUCGCCCAUUUCAGUGCUUGAGAGCACUCGUAAAGACUUUGAAGCUCUACUGGGAAGUGCAAAUUCGUAUAGCGAAGAAGUUCAGGAAAGAAAAACAAAUCAAUCCAAGAGGCAUCGAUUCAAGAAACAAGAAAAACACCGUAACAGUGUGAAGGAACACGUAGAACUACGUGAGCUUUCUUCCGUGCAAAACAAAACCAUCAUCAAUGUAGGCCUUCAACAAAAUUUAGUGAAAGUGAAAUCCCAUACCAACCCCUCUUUUUGGUACGAAGAUGAGCAGCAGAAUGAAAUGGGCAGCUGCUCCAGCUCUUUAAAUUCUGAAAAGCUUAAGAAAGUGAAAAGUUCCAGUAAUUCUCCAGAACUUGGGCAUUCAUCUUCAGUUGAGCGAGCAACCAUACAACAUGAAAGAAGGGCUUCACCAGCAAUAACAAACAGCAGUGACGAUGAAAAUAAUAGUGACAAUGUUUUAAGUGUGGCACCUUCUGUUGGUAGCCAACACACAAGAACUUCAAUUUCUUCAUCUCAUCCAGCAAAGAUAAAUUCUAAUAAAGAAAGUCACAAGAAUAGUAGACAAACAUCAGUGAAAAACCUGUACAGUUCAGCAAGUUCAUCAUCAGAUCACAAUAUAGAAGAAGAGAACAGUGCUGGUUAUCAAGAAUCAAAUGAAACUCUGUCAUUGGAGCACAGUAUCUUGAAAAUUGUUGUCCACCAAUGUGACAGAUUGAUUUUAGAUCAACCUAAAAGUCAACCACUGAUUGUGGUCCAUGCCGUCAGUUGCAAGACAGGUCGUUACAUGGUGAACAAUAAGGUCCCCGUUUCACCGCAAUGUACAGGAUCAUGUAUUGCCCAUAGUCCUCAUCAAGUCUCCAAUAAGUCCAAUGCUCUGCCGGAAUGGAAUCAAGAAAUGGUUUUUGACUUGGAUGCAGACAAAUAUUUAUCAGAAAUCCUUUUCUUAUUCGAAUUCGUGAGUGAAUCCAACACGACAGUUAGCUCUUUAUUGGCUUGGGGGUUUUUGCGCCCCAUGUCAAGAACUGGCGUCAAACACAUAGGCAAGAAACUUCAACUUCAGCUGUAUAAAACGCCUGCGCGUUGCUUAUUCGGACACGCAACACCUAGGCCGACUAUUAGCGACCUCUUCAAUUGGUUUAAUAGCGCAGAGAAAGAAAAGUAUCCAGCAACUCUUUACGUCACGCUGCUAUCUUCCGGCAGUUCUAAAAGUUCAACCGUGACGGAGGAAAGUCGAUUCAACGUAACCAGUCCAUUACGAGGAGGCCGGCUCAGCGGACAGCCAUUCAAACUUCCCACCAGACGAGGCUUUACAUACGAGUCUGCUGCGGCAGGAGCCUUAAUUGCCUGUUACCGCUCAGAUGGAUCAUCUUUAGCCUUCGCUUUGUCAACUGGAGAUAUCAUGGUGUAUCAAAACUCAGUUAUUCCUUUGCACCUGAAAGGACAUCGGGGCAAUGUGUAUGAUCUUGAAUGGAACAAGAAUGAAGGCGGGGAGGGUUGGCGUUUACUAUCCUGCGGUGCGGACUGCACUGCUCGAGUUUGGAACGAUUCCAAUGACGUGGUUUUGCCUCAUCCAGCUUACGUGUACAGCGCCCGUUUCGGCGAAUCCGACGACCGUGUAGUCACUGGAUGUUUCGAUCAGCUGAUCCGGUUAUGGGAAUUAAAUUCAUCGACACCUCGUCUAAUAAGCACCUAUGUCCAGCACAGGGCACCGAUCAACAGCCUCUGCUGGGACUCCCAUGGAAGAUUAUUUAGCGCAGAUGCGAAAGGUUCCAUUUGUGUCUGGAACUCGACCAUUUCUGGCUUACAUUUUGAAAAGAUCCUCAACGAAUCUAGUGAAGAAUAUCGCAAUGAAACUCCCAUCAACUGCCUCUGCUUUCAUCCUUCUGGAGGCAGAUUACUAGUCCACUACAGAGGAAGUCAGAUGUGUUUGCUCGAGCCAAAGUCUGGUCUUAAUUUGAUUUCGUACAGUGGCAUCUAUAACCCAAGGCUGAGACUGGCAAGUAGCAUCAGUCCGUGCGGUGGUUACGUGAUAUCCGGCAGUGAGGAUGGUUCUGUUCACUGGUUUGAUUUGGAGCGGGGUGAUCUUGUAGCCGUUACAACCUUGCCCACGUCUACAAUUGAUCCCGUCAUGGCGGUCGCUUUCCACCCCACUUGUCACGCCAUAGCCUUGUGUUCAUUGAGCUCGCAAUGUUGUCUUUCAGUUUUGGAAUUUAACGCAGCCGAUACUGGAAUUGAAGGGUUUUCCUUGAUAACAUUUCCUCGUACAGUGCAAAGCGCCGUUUCCCCGAUCGAGAAUAUUUCAAAGAAUAAUAUCUCACAAGGAGGAAAUUGCACACCUACGCUGGAUAAAUUAGAAAGAAUUUUCAAAAAACUUGAUCUAGUCAUGGCCUGGUCCGACUCGCAUAAAAAAUCGUUGGAAAAAUAAAAUGUAAUUCGUGUUUCGUUGGUUUCAAAUUACCACCUGAUCGAUUCUUUUCGAAAUAUUAUUUAGUUUGAAAAUGGGUCAGACUCGCGAAAAGAAGUCUGAACAGAAAGUACUUCAACGCUACCCGUAUUCCGAACCUCAUUUGUACUCAAACACACGUCAAGUGACAGUUGGAUAAAAUUUACCACCGUUAUUCAUUUCUUUUAAUUUGCUGUGAUAUUUGUGGACGUAUUUGUCAACAUUUUAGUUUUCAACGUGCCUAGAAUGGAGAUGAGAUAAUAUCUUCAGCUGAAGGCUUCAUGUGAUCUGCGUGCUUGUGACAGCGAUAAAAUGGUCCAAUUCAAGCUGUCUUCCAAAACCAUGGAAAUACUGUUUGCAAGGUAAACGCCAAUAUGUUCCAUCGGGAUAUUCGGCCACAUCAUCAACAACCACAGGCUAUUCAAAAUAUCUAUGCAUCACCUAUUUAUGUGCCAGUUCCCGAUUCACUACCUUCACAAAUCAAUCAACCGCAGCCAGUGGAACGUUAGGAUUCAAAAGAAGAGUUUCUCAGUUGGAAGAUCUAUAGUGGAUGCUGGAACUACAGAAGAAGAUUCAGGAAUUGGAGUUUAGUUUGGAGGAAGCCAAAGCCAAACAGGCUGUUCCUCCCAGUGGAAUUAAGAGCCAGCAGAGCGUCAACGACAAAUCGAUAUCUGCAGCUAUUUUUCACUGGAGCAAGAAACCAAAUUUUGUGUGUUCCUGAAAUUCUGAAUGAAAUCGAUCUUCUGCAAGUCCGAUUGAGCAAUGUGAUCGCCUCAACCGGAGCUGUCGUUGUCAACCGUCGUCGCAUUGGAAAGAUAACCGACAACUAUCAUGAGCCGAUUGGGCGUGGAAAAUUCGGUCAAGUCUUCAAAGGAACUUGGCAUGGAUGUCAAGCAGCCGUCAAAGAAAUCCGCUCUCCUCGGCGUUGCAGCACAGUCGUCGAGGCUCGAUCGUUCGCCAAGAUGAUUCAACGAGAGGUUGAAGCCCUUUCAGCUGUCCAGCACCGCAAUAUUAUUGGACUGCUCGGUCUUUGCAUGGAUAACGAAUCGAGUGAUGGUGAAGCAUCGAUUAGAGUCUCGCUCAUCUUUGAAUUCACCAACGGAGGGACUCUUUUCGACUGACUUUUCGGCGGCCUAGCAAAAAAUAGCAAAUUCAAAUUAGACGUGAAUCAAAUGAUGCUGACCGCUCGCCAUCUCACCGCGAGACUCUCCAUCUACUGCAUUCCACUCAGCAGAAGCCGGGCGGUUCAGUUAUGGUCCACCGUGACGUGAAAUCCGCCAAUGUUUUACUGCAACGGGAUGACGAAGGAAGAGUCGUGCGAGCUGUUUUGGACGAUUUAACGUCUUCAUUUGGAUCUUAACGAAAGUGGCUCCCGCUCUGGCCUAGCAGCCAGUUUCAUGACAGCCGUGGUAGGUACCCACGGCUGUGUCGAUCCUUUGUGUGCGGAGCGUUUAACCUGCAGACGGGUCGGCCAGUUUGCAUGUCCUUCACGCUUGAAGGUCGCGGGGAAUAUUACGUUAAACUGUCAAUGCGGUGGUGUAGAGGUUGGGUGAGAAUUGGACGUGUUGCAUCAUUAUCAAGCAGG